This is a messenger RNA of Pocillopora meandrina, 759 nucleotides long. Lineage: Eukaryota; Metazoa; Cnidaria; Anthozoa; Scleractinia; Pocilloporidae. The record is from the annotation of a GenBank genome assembly.
GUAGCACAACAAGAACAUGUGUGGGCAGCGUACAGGAAUGUAAUUAUUCUUGGAUUGUUAUGGUAACAGAGCAUUGCGAUCUUACUUAAUUCAGAAAGUAUUCUCUGUUAGGCUGAAUCAAUAAUUUAUGAGGAAAUUUUAGCAGAUAAAACCAACCACUACAGUUGAAUGAGCCGUUGUUAUCGAGAUUUAGAAAUCUCCAGAACUAGGCAAAACGCACGAGUGUCUUUACUUCAUUGUUGUCCGGCGCUAAAUCGCCGCGAGUAGUAACAAUUGGAAUCCAAAUAUACUCGCAAAGAAAAACAACGAAGAAUACAUUUGAAUCUGCAGAUGGCUUUACUUCAAGAACCAGAUGAGUUUAAUAUUCUUUCAGGCGACGAAUUCGUUCUCAUAGAAGCAGAUGAAGACCCAACACCACCUUUCAAGAAACAUAAGCGCGUUCACUGGUCACAAGAUCUAGUGGAGGUUUUCUAUUUUGUACCAACGAACAACGCGGUUAUCCCCCCCUUCGCAGAUUACUGUUCCUCAAACAGAAAAUCGCGACAGAGGAAACCGCGAAGGACUGCCAGCUCCCUGACUCGAAGUGCAGGACAAAUCAGCACAGUGAUGGUAAUGAGAGGACUACAGUUUAUUACAAAACAACUAAAUGAUUUGACGGUGGGAAGUGUUUCCGAAGACAGGUCAAGCAGAUGGGACGAACUGUUACAAUUGUAUAUGAUACGAGAGAGGCUUAAAGACGAGAAAGGCGACUGGGUGUAA